UGUCAAUCCUCCUUGUUUUGCCUGUCAUUUCGUUUGUCAUUCUUUUCAAAAAAGCCAAAUCGUAAUUUAUUUCGCCUGUGGCGUCUCAUUGACCUUAUUUAUUUAUUUAUUAAUUUUAAAACACUUCCUGUAUCAAGGAUACAAUAUAUUUAGUUCAAUACAUAGUCAUUGCUCUCUUAAAUAUAAAAAAAUGACAGCAGUCGCGUUUAAAGUUAAAAGCAAAAACGGGCAGCAAGUAUUGAAAGAUUUGACCUCUGAUAGUACAGUUGGUGAACUAAAAAGCUUUUUGUGCAGCAUUUCUGAUAUUAGUUUCGAGCGAAUUUGUGUGCUAUGUGGAUAUCCUCCGAAACCGUUGGAUAUUAGUGAUGAUGAUAAAAAAUUGUGUGACAUUGGUCUCAAGACUGGUGAGACUCUUAUUGUAGAAGAGAAGGCAGCACCGCUUCCAUCAAGCACUCCACAAGAAACUAGUAGCUCUCCAAAGAAAAAACCAGUGGAAAAUGGCAUUAUAUCACAUGAAACUACAGGGCCCUGCAGACCUGGCAUAUUGAUGAAAAAAGUUGUACCAUCGGACAAUUCUUGUUUAUUCACUAGUAUAGGUUUUGUUUUAAAUGGGAAUGUGGAUACAUCAGUCCACACGUUAAUGAGGCAAAUCAUAGCAAUGGAAGUUGCUAGUGACCUUGACACAUAUAGUGAAGCGAUGCUUGGGAAACCUAACCCAGAAUAUUGCACAUGGAUACAACAACCAAGUUCUUGGGGUGGAGCUAUUGAGGUGGCAAUAUUAUCUCGCUUUUAUGGUUUGGAGAUGGCUGUAGUAGAUACACUCAAUGCAAUAAUAAAUAGAUUUGGUGAAGACAAAAAUUAUGGGCAAAGGGUAUUUCUACUUUUCGAUGGAGUACAUUAUGACCCUUUAUAUCUAGAACAAUCUGAUGGUGGGAUACAAACAGUGUUUCCUGCAGAAGACAUGGACAUCUAUCGUGAGGCUGAGCAACUGGCACAGGAAGCGAAAUCCUCCCGACAAUUCACAGACUUAAACAAAUUCACACUCAAGUGUAUGGUGUGCGAUAAGCUAUUGACUGGCCAAGUCGAAGCCCAGAAACAUGCGAAGGAAACAAUGCACACGUCUUUUGGAGAAGUCUAGUACACAAUGCUUGCAAAUGUUUAAGUUUGAGAUUUUUUUCAAUCAAGUUGUGUCCAUUUGUAAUGAAAGCUAGUGGGGGUGCAGAAUUAAUUUGCCUCAUUAUAAAAAGGCAUAGCAGUAGAAAGAUCUUAAAUUGUAACCUGUCUUUUUUUACACUAUAAAAGUAUAAUUUGGUUCACCCUGGUUCUAAUUAAUGACCAGCUUACAUUGCAAUUACAUUUUAGCUUAAUUUAAGCUUGUGUCACUAAACAAGACGUAAAAUAAACGGCGUUUCAUUCCCUUUGUUAUAUUUGUGUAAUUGUUUUUAUUAUAGUUUUUUUUUAUUCCGUUAAGUAGAACACCAAGAAUUUUCAUGCUUUUCUAUAUUUAUAUCUUAUCUUUAUUGAUUUACUUCUGUAUAAUAUCCCAUUGUAAUUAGCUUGUUAAAAAAUAUUUUCCACCUACAAAACGUUUUAAUUAUGAAGAGUGUCUUGGUACAUUACAUAUGGUAAUGAGUAAAUUCCAUUACAUGAGUACAAUUUUCUAAUUACCUUCUAAUUAAUUAGGAACGCUAUUCUCUUUUCCUCUAAUUGGAAUUGGCAGUUGUAUUGUAACGUUCUCUGCAUAGGUAUCAUUGUUAUGUGCAAUACUUGAUAGACAUUUAAACUUAUCAACAUUGAAAGUUAAUACUAAAAUAUUGGUCCGAUUUAUUUCGUAAUAUUUAUGUUAAAAAUGAGUGAAGAGCUGGACACAACUUGAUGCUAGCUUUAUUUUAGGUAACUUUCAACACACCUUCAAAUUAAACAGAUUUAGUCAAAUUCAUUUGACGGAUGCAUGUUAUGGGAUGAAAGUGUUUUUGUUGGAGAUGUUAAUGAAGUUGUAUAAAAUAGCAAAGUUUAACUUGUCAUAAAAAAAAAUUAAAUUAGGUUGUCACAAGAGAGUAUUUUUUUAUUUUUAAAUAAUAGCUCUUGUUAUUUUAAUUAAGUUAACUUCGACUAGGUAAACAAUUUAUUAAAUGAAUUAAUCAACUCUGAAAACACUAAGGGGUUACUUUUGAAAUCUGUUAUAACGGUAUACUUAUUUUUAGCGGUGUAGUAUUUGUUUUAUUAUUAUUUAUUAACUUGUGUAAAAUAUUUUUACCCGCUCAAUGUAUUCUGAUGUCACCAAAGUAGUUUUUUAUUCAACUACGUUCACCGCACACAUUAAAUCCAAUAAAUCUCAUUUGAAUAUAUGGUCCUAUUUUUUAUUGUAAACCC
This is a messenger RNA of Chilo suppressalis (striped riceborer), 2373 nucleotides long. The record is from the annotation of a GenBank genome assembly. Lineage: Eukaryota; Metazoa; Arthropoda; Insecta; Lepidoptera; Crambidae.